Messenger RNA from Carica papaya (papaya), 1350 nucleotides. RefSeq names its product Pectin lyase-like superfamily protein. Lineage: Eukaryota; Viridiplantae; Streptophyta; Magnoliopsida; Brassicales; Caricaceae. Gene Ontology annotation, molecular function: pectate lyase activity. The record is from RefSeq and is a predicted model, not a curated record.
AUGAAAUUCAUCAAGAUCUUCCUUGUGUUUUCCGUAUUCGUGGCUCUAACCGUUACUAAAACUCUUUCUAACACCUUAUUGAAACAAAAUCCAUUCGAUAGUGAUGAAAAUGACGACAAUACUGCCUUAAAUGAAGCCUACGAUUAUAUUCCUGUCAAAAAUGAUGGUAAAGAACCAACCUCUCUCCAAGGAGCAAGACGAAUUCUAGUACAAAAAUAUCGGCCUUCGGUGAUGACAUGUGACAAGUACCCCAGAGUUUGUCGUACCAAAGGUAGCUCGGGACCUGAUUGUUGCAAGAAGAAGUGUGUGAACGUGACAAUUGACAAGAACAACUGUGGAAAAUGUGGAAAGAAGUCUAAUUAUUCACCAAAGACAUACAUCAACAAACCCUUGUCAAGUUAUCUUCCUAGCACCACUAAAAAGGUGAUGAAUGUCAUCGAUUCAUGCUGGCGCACCAAGUCUAAUUGGAUCACAAAUCGUCAAGCACUCGCUGAUUGCGCAGUAGGGUUUGGAAAAUCUGCAAUGGGAGGGAAGAAUGGAGCAAUUUAUAUAGUUACCAGUCCGGCUGAUGAUCCAGCAAACCCUAAACCGGGAACUCUUCGGUAUGGUGUUAUCCAAACAAAACCUUUGUGGAUCAUUUUCAGCAGGGAUAUGGUGAUCACGCUCAAGAAUGAACUUAUUGUGAAUAGUUAUAAGACUAUUGAUGGAAGGGGAGCUAGAGUUGAGAUUUCUAAUGGACCUUGUAUUACAAUUCAAUAUGUUAGUCAUGUGAUUAUUCAUGGGAUUAGCAUUCAUCAUUGUAAACCCGGGAAGGCGGGCAUGGUUAGGAGCAGCACUAGCCAUGUCGGACGUCGACGAGGCUCUGAUGGAGAUGGGAUUAGCAUUUUUGGUUCUUCAAACAUUUGGAUCGAUCAUUGCUUCAUUUCUCAUUGCACUGAUGGUUUGAUCGAUAUAAUUCAUGCUUCGACCGCCAUUACUAUCUCGAAUAAUUACAUGACCGAUCACGAUAAAGUAAUGUUGCUCGGACACAGUGAUGGAUAUAGUGCAGACAAGGCAAUGAAAGUUACAAUUGUGUUCAACCAUUUUGGUUUGGGACUUAUUGAAAGGAUGCCAAGGGUGAGAUUUGGGUAUGCUCAUGUUGCAAACAAUAGAUAUGAUGAAUGGCAAAUGUAUGCAAUUGGUGGUAGUGCUAACCCUACCAUCUUCAGUGAAGGAAAUCACUUCAUAGCUCCUAAUAAUCCUGAUUCCAAAGAGGUGACAAAAAGAGAGGCUGGAGGUUGGAAGAAAUGGAAAUGGAGAACAUCAAAGGAUGUGUUUAGUGGUGCUUUCUUUGUUCCAUCUGGUUAUGGA